CGUCACAGAGAAAAAUGUCUUCCUCUUAUCAAGCUGUCCGCUGCUAUUAAGGUUUACGUGAGGAAUAAACAAACCCGAAUGGUGGUCGGCGCUUGUGUCAUUUUGAACGAUGAAGUUGAGACGUGUUGCGAUUCUUCACAGCGUCCAACUCGUCACCACAUUUAAAAAGAUAGCAAUCACCACAGCUGCGGUGACAGCUGACUAGCAGCAGCCAUGGCUUCCGUGUGACAAGGAGAAGGUUUGCCGCCCACAUUUCAUCCCUCGUUAGUGACCUCGGCCGUGGACGUUAAUGGAUGCUCUGUCACUUCUGAGACUUUAACGCACCGCUGGGCCAUUCAGGAAACAGGUGCAGUUAUCCUCAUCAUCCCUCAAACUGGAAUUAAUUGGAUCAAUUUUUUUGUUGUUUUUUUAGUACUUUCAACCUCAAGUUUCAACUGGAUAAACAAAUCCAAGAUUUCUGAUCUUCAACUUGAAAAGAGCACUGAUCAUUUUUGCUUGAACGAAUAUUUAUAUAAAUAGCCUGCAAUAUUUCUGUGAUCAAAGUUUUUAUAAAUGUAUUAACUUUUUUUUUUUAAACGAUUGUGACUUGCUGUACUUUAAAAAAGUUCAAGUGGAAAAACUAUUGAAACUAGAAACUAUUGACUAACCGCAGCACAAUUUCACCAAUGAAGAAACUUAAGAUGGAAGAUUUUUUCUAUUUAUUAUCAUUUUAGUCCUCCUUGGAUUAAAACCUUUUUUGAAUUUCUUGUCCCUCAAAUCAAACUGGCAUGGAUACCCCUGGAUUUUAUUGUGUAUUUUGCUUUUUCAAGUCCAACACCAUCAACUGUUGGUUUUUGUCCAUCACAGACCUGGUGCAGCUCACAGGUCAGGUGGUCUAAAUCAAGCGAUGCCCACACGUAAGAAAACAAAGUUCCCCCAGUGGUGCAUUUACAGACUGUUGUGCCGAAUAUGAACGUUGAACGAAAAGCAAGUUCUCUUUUUUUAUUUGUCCUCACACAGCAACCGUAGUUGAAUCAAUCUCCAUCCUGUCAAAUACAAAAAAGUACAUUUUGAAAGAACUUCAAGAUAGACUUCAAAGCAAAAGCACUCUCGAAGGAAGGAAAAAUGGACUAGUCAGAAUAAUUCAUGUUUUUUUUAAAUUCUCGUGCUUUGCGCUAACUCCCUUAUUUGAAUUAUGUUUGCUUUCCAUAAGAAACGAUACAGGUUUUUUAUAUAAUUUGAUCUUAAAUGUCUUUCAAAAUUGAUCAAGUCAGCUUUUUCGCUGUAUUUACAGAAAAUUCCAAUUUUCUCUAUUUGGCUUCAGUGGGGGAGGACUACGGUACAUUUACUGAAGUUUAAAUCCCUCUCUGGAGAUGAUCUGAAAUGUGUUUUUUUUUAAAGUACAUCUCCUUUUUAACAGAAGCAAAUACUUUCAACCUGGAACAACUUUUUUUUUACAAUGGCUCAGGAUCUACAUGAGGAUUUUUGCAAAGGAUUUCAGCUGACCCCUCAUAGACCGUUCCGUCAAUCCAUCAUCCUGACACCAGAAUCCCACAUAGAAUGCCACUAGCGACAUUUGUCUCCAGAAUGGCGAUUCCCUCGGCAUCGCAGCUAAGCUGAGGUCCGAGCGCAUCACUGCGCGCACAGGAAGUGAUGCCAGGUGGCAGUAAUCGGAAUGAAGGGCGGGGUCCAUCCUCCUCUCCCCUGCCCCAUGCUGUGGUCCUAUCCUCCAGACCCUUGCGACCCUCACGGUACAUCCCCGUAUCAGCAGCUACCUUCUUCCUGGUUGGCUCAACCACCCUGUUUUUCUGUUUCACUUGCCCGUGGCUCUCAGAGCGUUUCUCAGCAGCAGUACCCAUUUAUAAUGGCGUCAUCUUCCUCUUUGUCUUGGCUAACUUCUGUAUGGCCACAUUCAUGGACCCAGGCAUCUUUCCAAGAGCUGAGGAGGAUGAGGACAAAGAGGACGACUUCCGCGCCCCUCUUUAUAAAACCGUGCAGAUCAGGGGGAUCCAGGUCAGGAUGAAAUGGUGUUCAACGUGUCGCUUCUACAGGCCGCCACGCUGUUCCCACUGCUCUGUCUGUGACAAUUGUGUGGAGGACUUUGACCAUCACUGUCCAUGGGUCAACAACUGCAUCGGCAGGAGGAACUACAGAUACUUCUUCCUCUUCCUCCUUUCCCUGACGGCCCACAUCAUGGCCGUGUUUGGCUUUGGGCUACUCUUCCUCUUCUAUCAUCACCAGUACAUCAGCCGCCUGCAUGCGAUCGUCACGCUGGCUGUAAUGUGUGUUGCUGGCCUGUUCUUCAUUCCAGUUGCUGGUCUCACUGGUUUUCACAUUGUGCUUGUGGCAAGGGGCAGAACCACUAAUGAGCAGGUCACUGGCAAGUUCAGAGGAGGAGUUAAUCCUUUUACAAACGGCUGUUGGAAGAACGUCACUCAUGUUCUCUGCAGUUCGCAAGCACCCAGAUAUUUGACCAGAAAGAAGUGUGUGCCGAGGGUGUGUGUCCAGCCUCCAUUUCUGCAGCCACAGCUCUCUGACACUCAGCUCACAGCUAAGAUCCUGGACAAUGGCCUUAGAGGAAAUCUUCAUCGGUCAAAGUCCAGUCUGGAUAUGCAAGAAAGCCAGUCAUGUGACGCUGAGCCUCCACCUCCCAAACCAGAGCUUCACUACCUUGGCAUCACCAGGCGGAACACGCACGAUUACAAUCUAGUAAACAAAGUACCUCCCACGCCCACGAUGUAUAAAUACAGACCCUCCUACAGCCCUGGAAAGAACCACACCCCCCUCACCCACGCGUAUGCAAACCAGUUGAGUCAGAGAGAGCGAGCCAACAGCAGUCGGGAUUCUUCCUCCUCCACUUCCUCCUUGGUUCAGGCCAGCCAGCAGCCUGGGUUCCGCUCCCAGCCGAGUCUGGACAGCAGGGACAGCUCGUCUGUCAGAGGAGGCGCUGACAGCGAGAGAAAAGAUGGCGUCGAGGGAGGCGCUCCCGCCUACUCUCUGGCCGGCCGCUCCUACCCUUCAUUUCCCGACCCUGCCGUCCUAUCAGGAGUGGUCUCUCAGUCCUCCUGCUCCAUGCACACCUCAGCAGGCGCUGCCCACAUCUCUGAAUCCAACACUACCUCCAGCAGCUUCAAGAGCUUAGCCAAUCACACGCCUCCCCCUCAUCACCCCGCACCUAACGGCAGCCUGUCAUGUGACAGCUUAAUGGCGGCGGGGGAGGUUUGUCCGGCGGGAGGCGGCGGCUACGUGUCGUCCUUCGUGUCUUCACACCGCAGAGAUGUGGACGUGCAUUCGCAGUCUCCUCAGCACCAUCACGCCCUCCUCCAUCGCUCCACCUCCUCCACCUGCUACUCCCCUGAGAGGGAGCGUCAUAUGGUGGACCCUCACAGAAAUGUUCACCCACUUCCUGUCUGUCAAGCGUCUGUGCCUCCUCCUGUGCCACAUCCUCCUCACCACCACCAUCACCACCAUCACCAUCAUCACCAUUCCUCAUCUCGCUACAUGGCGCCUCACCUGCCCCACCACGCCUUCCCACACCGCACUCGCUCCACAGACACCCCCCCAUCAUCAUCUUCCACAAAUUACCCCUCCCUCUCAUCACACCCGCCGCCUCUCGGCAAGUCCUUGUCUUACUCGAGCGCCGCCGCCGCCGAAAUGCAGUACCGGCUUAUCCGAAAGGCUUCAUCGGCAGCUGGGGCGAAUGCGGCCGGACCAGCGGGAGGAAGCGGAGGGACAAUGGCGGGGGCAUCAGCACCAAAAUUCCCUGUGAGUUCCUUCUUCUAUUCCCUUUGCUUGUUUUCUUCCUGAAAAGUCUGAAAAUUGUGAUCGUCCCUAGCCACAUUGCGCUUCAAAUAUUGCGGCUUUUCCACAUGGCUGAUCUCUAAAAUCAUUUUUAAAGCAUAUUCUACAACAUUUUCUGCCAUAAAUUACCGUAUUUUGGGUACAGGUAUUUAAGCCGCAACGACCAAAUUUUAGAAGAGAAAUUUUUUUUUACAUAAAGACGCAGAUAUAUACGCUGUAAAAUGAGAUAUAUGGAAAAACCUUUUGAUUGCUUGUCACACGGCAGUAAAACGGUUGAUCAAACAAAGCAGAAGUCAUCGUCAUAGACCUUAUGUGUCAAAGUCAAUGAAUGAUCUAUGGCCCCCAGAUGAUAUUUGAUUAGUAUUAGAAGCGUCCCUCAGGCCACAGCCAUCUGCUGCUGUUUUGCACGCACCAAUACUCCAUCAGUGUUGGUGCUAGGAAUUUUUAAAAUGGGGUCCCGGGGACCCCAUCAAGUCAUUAAAAUGGGGUCCCACAGUAAAGUUUUGGGGUCCCUCUUUUUUGUAACCGUUUUAAAAGCAAAUAAUGUAUGCAUUAUCCUGUUGGAAAAAGGUUGUCAUAAACGGUACUUGAGUCAUUAAAAAAAAUAAUACAAAAGAAAAUACAUUUUCAUGCAUAUGUAAAUGUAUUCAGUUAUAAACAUUCAUUCACUUUCUUCUUUCCUUCAUGGAUCUAAACUUUACCGCUGCCGGUAUUUUUUUCUAUAUUUUUAUUGUAAUAUUUUCAGAAUGUGUUUGUUCUAUUUUUGGCCAAAGUAAGACAAAGAAAACAAAACUGAAGUUGUCUUUAUUUUGUAGUUUUAAUGCCAUGAUUUUUAUAGUCCGGCUGGGAAUAGAUUUUCCUCCAUGUGGCCCCUGAGCUAAAAUGAGUUUGACAUCCCUGUUGUAGACCCACUAGCUGCGAAAGUUAGCUCUUCAAUCAACUAAUCCAGGGGUGUUGAACUCAUUUUAGCUCAGGGGCUGCAUUGGAGAAAAAUCUAUUCCCACGUGGACCGGACGGGUAAAAUCAUGACAUAAUAACUUAAAAAUACAACUACGACAACUUCAGAUGGUUUUCUUUGUUUUACUUCAGGCCAAAACUGGACAACACUUUUUGAAAAUGUACAUAAUAAUAAUAAUAAUAGUCCUCUGGACAAAACACUUCAAGUUAGUUAAAAAUUUGGAGGAAAAAAUUGUUUUCAAAACCACCAUAAAGAACAAAAUGACCUAGGGCUGGGCGAUAUGGCCUUUUAUUAAUAUCUCGAUAUUUUUAGGCCAUGUCACGAUACACGAUAUAUAUUUUGCCUUAGCCUUGAAUGAACACUUGAUGCAUAUCAAUCAAUCAAUCAAUGUUUAUUUAUAUAGCCCUAAAUCACAAGUGUCUCAAAGGGCUGCACAAGCCACAACGACAUCCUCGGUAUAGCCCACAUAAGGCCAAGGAAAAACUCACCCCAGUGGGACGUCGAUGUGAAUGACUAUGAGAAACCUUGGAGAGGACCGCAUAUGUGGGUAACCCCCCCCCCUCUAGGGAGACCGAAUGCAAUGGAUGUCGAGUGGGUCUAACAUAAUAUUGUGAGAGUCCAGUCCAUAGUGGAUCCAGCAUAACAGUAAGAGUCCAGUCCACAGUGGGGUCAGCAGGAAACCAUCCCGAGCGGAGACGGGUCAGCAGCGCAGAGAUGUUCCCAACCGAUAUACAGGCGAGCGGUCCACCCCGGGUCCCGAACCCGGACAGCCAGCACCCCAUCCAUGGCCACCGGAUCUGUGUGUCUUCCCCUCCACAAGGGAUAGGGGGGAGCAGAGGAGAAAAGAAAAGAAACGGCAGAUCAACUGGUCUAAAAAAGGGGGGCUAUUCAAAGGCUAGAGUAUACAAAUGAGUUUUGAGAUGGGACUUAAAUGUUUCUACUGAGGUAGCAUCUCUAACUGUUACUGGGAGGGCAUUCCAUAGUGCUGGAGCCCGAAUAGAAAACGCUCUACAGCCCGCAGACUUUUUUUGGGCUCUGGGAAUCACUAAUAAUAUAAUAUAAACUAAUAAUACAGCAGUAUGAUGAUUCUAUGUGUCUACAUUAAAACAUUCUUCUUUAUACUAACCUUUCAUGCAGAGGGAAAUCACAACUAAGUCAAUUGACCAAAAGUGUAUUUAUUAAACAGUUAUUAAGCAGUGGCACAAACAUUCAUGUCAUUUCAAAACAGAAAGUGCAAGAUUGUCAGAGACAUUUUAAAACAAGCUAUUAGUGCACUUUUGUGCAUGAUGUCACUAAGAUGACAUAUCAAAACAACACUAAAUUAAAGUGCACUUUUUGUACAGAACGCCACUACAAUAGUUUAAAACUAAUAAAGUGCACUUUUGUGCAUGAUGUCACAAAAUAUUUCAAUAACUGUCAAAUAAAAAUGAGCUGCACAAUAGGAAAUCAAAUAGUGUAUUUCCUUCCUUUUGUGGUAGGUUCCUGCUGUUAUCUCCUUCUGUUGUUGACUGUUUUUUUCAUACGAUGUUGAUCUGGAAAUUGUUGCUUCGGCAUUUUGUUGGUGUGGCACCGGCCGGAGAUGUUGACAUGCGGAGUUUCAAGCACUCUUCAGUCUCUAGCAGGUGACUUUUCAAAUGAUGCUACAAAUUAGCAGUAAUGCUACUUUUUGUAGCAACGCUUUUGCCGCAUACUUGACAUAUUACGGUUGUCUGUUCAACAUCUUCCCGCUUGAAGCCAAACCACCGCCAGACGAUGGACCCCCUGCUGUUUUUCUUGGGAAUGAAUUCUUCUUCCUUCAUUUGUUACCACUCGCACCCCACCGCUAGCACCACAGCUAAUGUUAGCUCUGCUUCGCGAGAGUGUAUGACGUUGCACAUACGACAGUAUGUGACGUAUGUAAGAAGGUGCGCUUGUUUUAUGUCUCUGUGAGAAGGAGAGACAAGAAAGAGUGAGAAGAGCCUGUAGUGUAAUGGCCGCAGCUAAAAGCAACUGCGUGAGAACGUAUACUCCAAUAUCACGAUAUAGUCAUUUUCUAUAUCGCACAGAGACAAACCCCGCAAUAUAUCGAGUAUAUUCCAUAGAUCGCCCAGCCCUACAAUGACCUUAGAUUUCAUUCAUCUCAGUGUGUCUACAAAGCCAUUCAACUUUAAGUCACAGCUCAACUAGGAUUGAACAAAAUCAAGUAGGUGAGUAUUGUGCUGAUAUUGUUCGACUGCACCAUUGAUUGAUUGAAACUUUUAUUAGUAGAUUGCACAGUACAGUACAUAUUCCGUACAAUUGACCACUAAAUGGUAACACACGAAUAAGUUUUUCAACUUAAACGUAAAUCAAUUCAUGGUAAAUACAUUGAAAAUACGUGUGAUCGGUAUUGGUAUCGGCCCAUUUCAACCAUAGGUGAUUGGAACGGCAGCAUAAAUCCCUGAUGGGAACAUGUCUAGUGUGCAUGUCAGCAUCUUCAACACCAGAUAAGAUUGUAAAUAGUCUUUUGU
Nerophis lumbriciformis (worm pipefish) is the source of this 7227-nucleotide messenger RNA. The record is from RefSeq and is a predicted model, not a curated record. Lineage: Eukaryota; Metazoa; Chordata; Actinopteri; Syngnathiformes; Syngnathidae.